AUGUCGGCUCGCCAAAUCCCAGAGGAAGCGGGCGACUUGCAACAGCAGCAGCUUCUCACCAAAGCCCGCGAUCUGACCUUAGUCACGUCGCGUCACGCCAUGCCGCAUACAUCCUCUCUAGCUGUUGCCUCGUCGUCGGUUGCCGAGAGUGGCGAUGCUACCCCAUGGGAGCCGGCCUUGCGAACGGCCACCAUGCUUGAUGCCCAACCAAAUUCCCUGGUUACGGACUUUUCAGAUCCCGACCAUAUGGAAAUUUACUCUACUAUGCUUCAGGAUGAGCAGCGGCCAGCCGCGGGUCAAUCUGUUAUUGCUUCAUGCCCGUCACUAGAUGCGGUGCCCUCGUCGGGAGCAUCUCCGCCAUCGCCGGCUGCGUCAUCUUCUUCCAGUAAAAGUCCACAAAGGGAAAGAGCGGCAGAAAUCGUGAUGACGGGACGGUCCAUCUUGUUGCGCUGGGGGUGGGACUCAUUGAGUUUAGACGGACUGCCGAAUGAGAUCCUGACGCAUAUACUCACCUUCCUAGACGUGAGCGAUCUGCUGUCCACUUCCAGGAUUAACCAUCACUUUAGGACUCUGUCCUUACACCCCAUCGUGCACGCCCUUCGUCUACGGCGCGCCCGUCUCUCCCUUCCACCCCUCUUAGCUUCCCCCUCUCGACCGACGCUCACAGAGUUGAUCGCUCGGCACAUCUUCCUAACGCACACAACGCAGAUUUCGCGGCGGCUUGCGCGUAAUCUGGUUGCCAUCCGACUUUCACGUCGGCUGCCACUGCGACCUUCUGCCGAGUCGCUUGUGCAGCGUGGCGUGCUGCCACCCGAAGUCGUCGAGGGCAGCGUAGCCCCUGGCCUGGUCGCUAAGAAGCGUGCCGUCGAAAAGGAGAAGCUGAAGGACGGCCUCCGUCGCUGGGUCGGCGCUGUCUGGCGCGGCGAGGUUAGAGAGCGAAGUGAGGGUGUCAAGAAGUGGGAAGAGCACGCUGGCGUUGGUAGAGUGUGGCGACUGAGGCGAUUCUGGGAACGGGUAGGGAGAGAUGGCCCCGGACAGGCGCCAGGGGUGGCGUGA
This is a messenger RNA of Hypoxylon fragiforme, 1056 nucleotides long. RefSeq lists its product as uncharacterized. Bases 1 to 1056 code for a protein of 351 amino acids. The transcript has 2 exons. Lineage: Eukaryota; Fungi; Ascomycota; Sordariomycetes; Xylariales; Hypoxylaceae. The record is from RefSeq and is a predicted model, not a curated record. Gene Ontology annotation, molecular function: protein binding.